UUCUGCUGAAUAACAGCAGGUGAGUUUCAGGUUCUUUGUAGGCUGCAAAAGGACCAGUCUGUACCUAUUUGAAUCGCUGACUUCUCCUACCCCAUAGGAAAAUUAGGAAGGUGGGCCGGAGUCCAGAAGAUGUGGAUCAGGUACCAGAUAUUAGUCUUUUCUUUUUUUACAGCAGAAAUUUGGACUCAGGUACAAUCGAUCACGGAAAGGGACAGGUCCCUCAAAAUGUUCUGGGCUAGGAAUGGCAGUGACUCAGCAAGAACCCGGUUUAGAAGAAAUCUUUUUCAAGAACAUUUCUGUCGGGAUCAUGGCUGUUGUGCAGAAAGAGAUGAUGCCUGUUCAACCUACUUCUCUGAGAUGAAUGCAAUAUGUUACUGUGAUCAAUUCUGUGAGAGGGAACAUUCCGACUGCUGUCCCGAUUACCAUUCCUUUUGCAGUGGAAAACCUGACUUGAACCCACCGGAUCCCAUUCACGUUACUCCAUGGCCUCCAAAAGGUUGCCUGAGAGAUGGUCAACACUAUGAAAGAGGAGCGGUAAUUAAAGAAAACUGUAAUUAUUGCACCUGCUUUGAAGAACAAUGGGAAUGUUCAGUGCAUGUUUGCCUUGUUCGUCCUGAAUUAAUUCAACAGGUCAAUGAAAGAAAUUAUGGGUGGACAGCUCAUAAUUAUAGCCAGUUCUGGGGUAAGACCUUAGAAGAAGGACUCAAACAUCACCUUGGCACAUUUCCUCCAUCACCCACUCUCCUGAGGAUGAAUGAACUGACUGUCAACUUACCUUCAGACAUUCAUUUGCCAGAAUUUUUCCAAGCCUCCUACAAGUGGCCUGGAUGGAUCCAUCAACCCUUGAAUCAAAAAGACUGUGCAGCAUCCUGGGCUUUUUCUACUGCAAGUGUGGCAGCUGAUCGAAUAGCAAUUCAGUCCAAUGGUUUCUACACUGCUAAUCUAUCACCUCAGAAUUUGAUCUCCUGUUGCUUCAAGCAUCAUCAUGGAUGCAAUGGAGGAAACAUUGACAAGGCUUGGUGGUACCUGAGAAAACGUGGGUUAGUCUCUCAUGCAUGCUAUCCACUCUCCAAGGAUCAAAGGUCCAACCACAGUGGCUGCGAAAUAUCAAGCCGGACUGAUGGCCGUGGGAAAAGACAUGCUACAAAACCAUGUCCUAACAAUUUAGAGAAAUCCAAUCACAUCUACCAAUGUACUCCUCCAUACAGAAUCUCUUCCAAUGAAACUGAAAUCAUGAAAGAAAUCAUGCAAAACGGACCAGUACAAGCGAUAAUGCAGGUGCAUGAUGAUUUCUUCCACUACAAAACUGGGAUCUACAGGCACAUUACCAACAUAAACUCUGAAUCAGAAAACUAUAAACAGUUGCGAACUCAUUCCGUCAAACUCACUGGAUGGGGUACCCUACAGAAUGCACAUGGAAGAAAAGAAAAGUUUUGGGUUGCUGCCAAUUCCUGGGGAAAUUCAUGGGGAGAGAAUGGCAAUUUCAGGAUUCUACGUGGAGAAAAUGAGUCUGACAUUGAAAAGUUGAUUAUUGCUGCCUGGGGCCAAUUGACAAAUUUUGAUAAACCAUAGCCUACCAUUAAGUUUAUGUGAGGCCAUGUUUUGAACAAAAAUGGGAGUUUUCACAAUUUAUGACUUUCUACAAUAGUGGAAUGAAUCUUGCAUAUCAUUACCUUAAGCAUGUGUUCUUGUUUUACCUGUAAACUCGAUUACUGCUUGCUAUAUUUCACUACAAACAUAAAAACUGGCUGAAUCAUUGCACCCAAACACGAGUUUUCAAAUUCCCCAUCUCUUGUCUUUCCUUUCAUUUGAUUUUAGUGGCAUGCAUGUCUUUAAUAGUUGCCCAUCUGUGCUAAAACUAUUUCUCAAAGCAUCAUUUGCUGCAACGAUCAAAGCCCUCUUUUGAAGAAAUGGUUAUUUAUUUUUUCCACAUCUGCAUCUUUCAACAGUCCAACCAAGGGAGGUUCCUCACACUCCAUGUCUUUUCAUCUUCACCAAAAUGUCACUUGUCUCAUAGAGUUGUUUCUGAUACCAAAUCUCUGAAAACAACAGGAUUCAACUAUAAAGAGUUAUUCAAUG
Messenger RNA from Ornithorhynchus anatinus (platypus), 2079 nucleotides. RefSeq names its product tubulointerstitial nephritis antigen (gene TINAG). Gene Ontology annotation, biological process: proteolysis. The transcript has 11 exons. NCBI's taxonomy places the organism in Eukaryota, Metazoa, Chordata, Mammalia, Monotremata, Ornithorhynchidae. Gene Ontology annotation, cellular component: lysosome. Gene Ontology annotation, molecular function: cysteine-type peptidase activity. The record is from RefSeq and is a predicted model, not a curated record. The coding region runs from base 130 to 1572 and encodes 480 amino acids.